AUGGUCCUGUCAGGCAUCUUCUUUGGCUUCAGUUAUAUCUUUGUCUUCUUCGCAAUGAUUCUCUACCCUUCGGACACCUACAAGCGUUAUGCUGCCUCGGCGCAAGCUGCAGCUAGUACCACUCGGUUGCUUGCAGCAGUCGGUCUGCCGUUUGCUGCUUCAGCGUUGUACCACAAUCUGGGUGUAAGAUGGGCCGGUGAUAUUCUGGCUAUUGCAUCUGGAAUGAUGGAUGGCCUUUAUACCCUCCAUGUUCCUGAUUUUCAGGAGGAGGUUGCGCGCGGAGAGCGCGUUCGCGGGCUGAGCCUCAGCUUUCGGUAG
Molecule: messenger RNA, 318 nt
Organism: Ascochyta rabiei
Lineage: Eukaryota; Fungi; Ascomycota; Dothideomycetes; Pleosporales; Didymellaceae
Exons: 1
Coding region: 1-318 (105 amino acids)
Biological process (GO): transmembrane transport
Molecular function (GO): transmembrane transporter activity
Source: RefSeq, a predicted model, not a curated record